This is a messenger RNA of Cydia splendana, 1206 nucleotides long. RefSeq lists its product as uncharacterized. The record is from RefSeq and is a predicted model, not a curated record. The coding region runs from base 100 to 774 and encodes 224 amino acids. NCBI's taxonomy places the organism in Eukaryota, Metazoa, Arthropoda, Insecta, Lepidoptera, Tortricidae. The transcript has 4 exons.
AAUUGCCUACAGUAUUCUAGUUGCACUAUCACAGUGUAAACAACUUCGGAUAUAAAUAAUAGUUAUUUUAUUAUAAUUGUGGGACUAUUUAUAUUUGAGAUGUGUAAUCUACCAGUGUUGACUAAAUGCUGUUGUUGUAUGCCAUUAAGGAAAGGAUUGAUUGCCUGGGGAUAUUUCAGAAUGAUUAUAACAGCUGCGUAUUUACUGGUAAUCGUCCACGAAGUCGGCACACAGUUGACACAGGUCAGUGCGAAAGGACUCGCCAUAGUGCUCGCCCUGCUGAGCUUCCUUGUGACCAACAUGGUUUUCACUGUGACAUUCGUCAUUGGUGCGCAUAAGAAAAACUACAAGCUGCUGCGGUUGUACUACUCCUUCAGCAUAUUCGCUCUGGUCGUCGCAAUCAUGGGCUACUUCAUAUUCAUUACUCUGCAAGUGGCGUUGACCUUGCAGGACGAAGAGAAAUACAUCCUUGGCUUCCCGUUAAUAGCUGUCAAUAUAUCUACAGUCACCAGUAUAUUUCUCGACCUGUACUUCCUCAUACUCAUCAAAAUCGAGAUUUUAAGGCAGCGAAACCAGACAGCCUAUUACGUGAACGGGGAACGUAGAGAAACUAGCUUCGUCCUUGACGUUUCUAUGGCGAAAGAACAGGACAGAAGAUGUACCACAAGCUACUCUGACUCGGAUUCUGACGAAGAUGUGGUUCAGAAGAAGCGAAUGUUUCCGGUUCAUGAAUUGGAGAUUUUGAAGAAAGAUUUAGAGAACAAAAGAAUAUAAAAUAUUCUAUAUAUAUACCUACUCGUCCACUUUUUAGGGUUCUGUGUCUGUACCCAAAGGGUAAAAACGGGAUCCUAUUACUUUGCUAUUACUAAGACUCCACUGUCCGUCUGUUCGUCUGUCCAUCUGACAUACGGACAGACAGAUGGACGGACAUGACGAAACUUUAAUAAGGCUUCCGAUUUUGCCACACUUAUACAUAGUAGUAUAUUUAUAUAAACUAUACACUGAAAUACCCACACUUUUUAGGGUUCCGUACCUAAAGGGUAAAAACUGGACCCUAUUACUAAGACUCCGCUGUCCGUCCGUCUGUCUGUCUGUCUGUCCAUCUGUCUGUUACCAGGCUGUAUCUCAUGAACCGUGAUAGCUAGGCAGUUGAAAUUUUCACAGAUGAUGUAUUUCUGUUACCGCUAUAACAACAAAUACUAAAAA